CAAAAGGUACUAACGAAGACGUCAUGAAGAUAAACAAUUUGAUAGCAUGCCUAAACCUCAGAAUGGCAAAAUAUCCGCAAGAUAGUCGUUUCCCAAGCGAUGAACGAAAAAAUGAAUUAUUAAAUGAGGCAACGAAACAUUUUAACAUCGCUUCACAGAUCAGUUCUCAUGAUGCAAUAUCUUGGGUUGGAAAAGGCAAUGCUUGGUAUUUACAUCUUUUACGAAAUGAUCCAAAUAUGGCAAUGAAUGCCUUUACAAACGCCACAAACCUUGCGUCAAAUAAUAUUCCAGCGUUAUUUGGUCAGGCGCGUGUUUAUUACCACAGGAAGGAUUAUAGGGCGGCACUCAAGAUUUAUCAACAAAUAAUGCAAGCAGAUCCUAGUCUUACUGAGCCAGAUCCUCGUGUUGGCAUAGGUCUUUGUUAUAAUAAGCUGAAUAAUUUUGAUCAAGCAAUUGCAGCAUUUGAUAGAGCUAUCGAAUUGAACCCAAAUAAUAUAUCCGCAAAUAUUUUGCUUGCCACAAUGGAGCUUGACAUCUCUAAACAAUGGCAGCAAAUAAACGAAGAAGAAAGGCUAACGAAUUUUGCAACAGCAAUGCGUCGUUCGAACAAAGUUCUUGAAUUUAAUCCUAACUAUUCUA
This is a messenger RNA of Acaulospora morrowiae, 639 nucleotides long. The record is from the annotation of a GenBank genome assembly. Lineage: Eukaryota; Fungi; Glomeromycota; Glomeromycetes; Diversisporales; Acaulosporaceae.